AGAGCCGCUCGUUUUAAUUUUUUUUUUAAAAAUUAUAAUUUGUGAAGAUUUUAAAUUUGCCGUUAACUUCACUUUAUUUAUAAGCUUUGACGCAAACUCUUGGUCACGUGACCGGGUACAACUUGCCCAACUUGGUUUCAGAAACCCGGAAGCGAUUCGCGUUGUUGCCACAAGGUUGUCGCUGACGAAGUGUGGUCGUUAUUUACUGACCAUUGGACGAUAUUUAUGUUAUUUACAAGUUGAUCAUGUCGUGGGGAGGUAGUAAUCCGUCUUAUAAUCCCCAGUAUCAGGGUGCUGUUCCGCCAGGUGGUGGAUACCAGCAACAGGGUUAUGGAGCAGCUCCUUCUCAGCAACAAUAUGGUGGUGCACCUCAACAGGCGUAUGGAGCCCCACCACCUCAGUAUAGACCACCUGCUCAGCAAGGAUAUGGUGCACCUGCACAUCAAGCCUACGGUGGUGCCGCACCCCCACAACAAGCAUAUGGUGCACCUCAGGGUUAUGGUGCCCCUCCCCCUCAACAAGGAUAUGGAGGGUAUCCUCCAGGUUCAGGAUUUAGUGGUGGUGGUGGUUUUGGAGGGGCACCUCAGCCUCCUCCAGGUGUAGAUCCAUCGUUGUGGUCCAUGUUUCAGGUUGUAGAUCAAGAUAAAAAUGGUAGAAUAACUUCAGAUGAGCUACGACUAGCGUUACUAAACGGUAACUGGUCACCGUUCAAUCCAGAGACAUGUAGAUUAAUGAUUGGCAUGUUUGACAAAAAUAAAGAUGGUACUAUUGAUAUUCAUGAAUUUGCUGCUUUAUGGAAAUAUAUACAGCAAUGGAAAGAAUGUUUUGAUAAGUUUGAUUUGGAUAGGUCUGGUAAUAUUGACGCCAAUGAACUCAACAAUGCUUUCAGAACAUUUGGGUAUACAUUGUCAAUGGACUUUUGUAGACUGAUCGUUACAAAGUUUGACCGAGCCAGUAGCAGUACAAUAAAUUUUGAUGAUUUUAUACAGUGUUGUGUAAUGUUGAAAUCAUUGACGGAAGCAUUUAGAGUCAAGGACACCCAGCAAUCUGGUUGGAUUACAGUCACCUAUGAACAGUUUCUUGAAAUGAUUCUGGAGAAUACAACGUCUUUGUAACUUUUUAUAACAACAUACUGCAAUUUACAACACAAGAUGAGCUGUCUGUUUUAUGAGAGGGUACUGGCGAAGCAGUCUUCGACUUAUGUCAUGAACUCAUCAGAUCAGAAACAUACGGAUGGCUCACUCUGAAUGUGAC
Molecule: messenger RNA, 1254 nt
Organism: Saccoglossus kowalevskii
Lineage: Eukaryota; Metazoa; Hemichordata; Enteropneusta; Harrimaniidae
Product: programmed cell death protein 6-like
Biological process (GO): COPII vesicle coat assembly
Molecular function (GO): calcium ion binding
Source: RefSeq, a predicted model, not a curated record